CGCCGCCGCAGUGACAGCUACGCCCGGGCCGCGCCUGCAGCCGGAGCGGCAGCGGCGGGGGCGCCAUGGCCGACGACUUCGGCUUCUUCUCGUCGUCCGAGGGCGCCGCUGCCGAGGAGGACCCGGCCGCCGCCUUCCUGGCGCAGCAGGAGAGCGAGAUCGCGGGCAUCGAGAACGACGAGGGCUUCGGGCCCACCGAGGGCGAGGCGGCGCCCGCCGCGGCCCCGGCCGAUGCGGCUGCCUUUCAGAAUGGAGGAGCUACUGUCAAUGGAGAUGUCUUUCAGGAGUCCAACGGUCCCACGGAUGCUUACGCAGCCAUAGCCAAGGCUGACCGGCUGACCCAGGAGCCCGAGAGCAUCCGCAAGUGGAGGGAGGAACAGAAGAAGCGGCUGGAGGAGCUGGACGCGGCAUCGAAGGUGACCGAGCAGGAAUGGCGCGAGAAGGCCAAGAAGGACCUGGAGGAGUGGAACCUGCGUCAGAACGAGCAGAUGGAGAAGAACCGCGCGAACAACAGGAUCGCUGACAAAGCCUUUUACCAGCAGCCGGACGCCGAUGUGAUUGGCUAUGUGGCCUCGGAGGAAGCAUUCCUGAAGGAGUCCAAGGAGGAAUCCCCGGGCUCUGAGUGGGAGAAGGUGGCCCAGCUCUGUGAUUUCAACCCCAAGAGCAGCAAGCAAAGCAAGGAUGUGUCGCGGAUGCGCUCAGUGCUCAUCUCCCUCAAGCAGACGCCCCUGUCCCGCUAGCUGCCGCUGGCACAGCCAGGAGCACGGCCAGGCUCGCUGGGACCGGUGGCUUCACGGGGCCAGCCCAUGAAGGGGUCCUUGCCCUGCUGGCCCCUCUGCUCCCUGGUGUGCACCUCGGCUGUGCUCGAGGCUCCGGUUGUAACUCUCCCCAUGGUUUUCCUUUGCUUAAAAGGUGCAUUGGUCUCUUUUUACACUUAUUUAUUACUGUGGCAUUUCCCUGGGAAGCAACACUAAGUGACAGAGCUGAGUUAGUGAGGGCCCCCAGCUUGCACUGUGAGGGGGUCAUGCCCAGGGCUGGGCUCAGUGAGCUGCUGGGGUUCCUUGUGUCCCCUGGUGCCCAGACUGGGAUUGAUCUUGCCUGCUCCUUGCCCCAGUGCUGGGCUGCCCCAGGCGGGACAGUCCUGUGCCUGGGCUUGGAUCCUGCUCCUCAAGCGGAGCUGGCCGUGGGGCUGGGAGGGAGGAACUCUCUGCUCUGCAGCUCCCACUGGGAGCAGGAGAGCAGCGGGAUGCUACUGGGGCACUGAGGAAGGCAAAGGUGGGUGCCCAGGCAGGGCCAAGAGUGCCCUGCUUGGGGAGCAGGGCUCUGCCCGGCCUGGCUGCACAGCCGGCUCUGGAGCCCCCGGCCUGCAGACCGCGGGGAAGGAGCCACUGGGGUGAGUGUUGAGGGCAUUUUUGGUCCUUUUCCAAGGCUGCUGCCAUCGGGAAGAUGCUUUGGGGGCUUUUGGGGCUGCUCUGCUCCUUCCUCUGCUGUCAGGAGGGGAGCUGGAGACUGUGCAGCUGUGGGGCGGCAGCUAGGAAGGACCAGGGGCUGUGGGAAAGCUCAGGCCUCCAACCUUCUAACCCAGGAGGGCAGAGCAAGAUUGGGCAGUUUAGACACUGGGGGUGGUUUUACUCCCAGAGAACAACCCUGCACAUCUUUUUGCAGCUGGACAGCUGCUCUAUAGCUCCUGCCCGGCUCAGCCCCCCUGGAUUUACCCUCUUUGGGCAGCAAGGAGAGAUGCUCCAGCCCCGCUUCCCCGCAGGCAGAGCCUGCAGCCCAAGCCCUGCUCCCAUCCCCUGCCUGCUGCUGUCCCCUGCGGCCGUGAGGCCCAGCCUUGGAACAUGCAGCUUUAUGCACAAGAGGGCAGGGCAGACGAGCUGGCGCCCUCCAGCCUGGGCUCCCUGCCUGCUGUGUGGGGGGCUUGGAAAGGGCUCCCCGAGUGGGGAGAAAGCAGCGACCCAGAGCAAAAUCUGUAGGGAGCUUGUGCGAGCCUUGCUGCAGAGCCCUGCCCAAGCUGCAAAGCGAGUGCAUGCUACUGCUGCUGCUGUUGCUGCUGCAGCUGCCCCAGAGCUGUGGGGCACAGCCCGCGGGGCUCCUUGCUGCUGCUGGAGCUGCCUGGCAGCUCUGGAGGCUGUCUCAGUGGCUGGCAGGGGGCUGUGCAGGAAGCCACCCAAUGUUCCGUGCUGGGAUUGUGCCCCCUUGUCCUUAAGGCUGAUUCCUCGUUUGCCACUCUCUUUGCUCUGGCAUGUCUAGACAGCUCUGCUGUGGC
Molecule: messenger RNA, 2269 nt
Organism: Nothoprocta perdicaria
Lineage: Eukaryota; Metazoa; Chordata; Aves; Tinamiformes; Tinamidae
Gene: CLTB
Product: clathrin light chain B
Exons: 6
Coding region: 66-740 (224 amino acids)
Biological process (GO): clathrin-dependent endocytosis; clathrin coat assembly; intracellular protein transport
Cellular component (GO): postsynaptic endocytic zone cytoplasmic component; clathrin coat of trans-Golgi network vesicle; synaptic vesicle membrane
Molecular function (GO): structural molecule activity; clathrin heavy chain binding
Source: RefSeq, a predicted model, not a curated record